Messenger RNA from Gorilla gorilla gorilla (western lowland gorilla), 1014 nucleotides. RefSeq names its product ALG1 chitobiosyldiphosphodolichol beta-mannosyltransferase like 2 (gene ALG1L2). Gene Ontology annotation, molecular function: mannosyltransferase activity. The coding region runs from base 1 to 1014 and encodes 337 amino acids. Lineage: Eukaryota; Metazoa; Chordata; Mammalia; Primates; Hominidae. The record is from RefSeq and is a predicted model, not a curated record. The transcript has 9 exons. Gene Ontology annotation, cellular component: endoplasmic reticulum.
AUGAGUGGCAAAAUGGACAUUGGCACCAGGAGUGUGGGUCAGAAUCGUGCUCCUUGGAACUACAUCAUCGCUUGUACAGUGUACCCCCCAGGCACCAAGAGACCAGGCCGAGACCCUUCAGUGGCCCUGGGCCUCUGGGCUGUGACCGUCUAUGACAAGCCGGCAUCUUUCUUUAAAGAGGCACCUCUGGACCUGCAGCACCGGCUCUUCAUGAAGCUGGGCAGCAUGCACUCUCCGUUUAGGGCCCGCUCAGAACCUGAGGACCCAGACACAGAGCGGUCGGCCUUCAUGGAGCGGGAUGCUGGGAGCGGGCUGGUGACGCGUCUCCACGAGCGGCCAGCCCUGCUGGUCAGCAGCACAAGCUGGACAGAGUUUGAACAACUGACUCUUGAUGGACAGAACCUUCCUUCUCUCGUCUGUGUGAUAACAGGCAAAGGGCCUCUGAGGGAGUAUUACAGCCGCCUCAUCCACCAGAAGCAUUUCCAGCACAUCCAGGUCUGCAUCCCCUGCCUGGAGGGCCGAGGACUACCCCCGCUUCUAGGGUCAGUGGACCUGGGUGUCUGUCUGGACACGUCCUCCAGUGGCCUGGACCUGCCCAUGAAGGUGGUGGACAUGUUCAGGUGCUGUUUGCCUGCGUGUGCCGUGAACUUCAAGUGUGUACAUGAGCUGGUGAAACAUGAAGAAAACGGCCUGGUCUUUGAGGACUCAGAGGAACUGGCAGCUCAGCUGCAGGUAGCCAUGUCUGCCACCACGCCAGGGUGGGCAGGGUUCUGGAGACUCCGCCGAGCCACGCUCCCUGAUCCCUGCUUCACACAGCCAGGAUGGGUGGGACUGUGUUGGCCAGAGGACGAGAGGAGGGUGCUCACAGGAGAACGUACAGCAUGUAGAGGCCGGAAGGUGCUCCAGGGCACCAAGUGUGGGAAAGUGGGACAUACGGGGAAGUUUCCAGAAAGCAUGAUAUCAACCAAGCUAAACCAGUUCCGGAAGAACCUGCGGGAGUCGCAGCAGCUCUGA